Pseudogymnoascus verrucosus is the source of this 4434-nucleotide messenger RNA. RefSeq lists its product as uncharacterized. Lineage: Eukaryota; Fungi; Ascomycota; Leotiomycetes; Thelebolales; Thelebolaceae. Gene Ontology annotation, cellular component: cytoplasm. Bases 1177 to 3894 code for a protein of 905 amino acids. The record is from RefSeq and is a predicted model, not a curated record. The transcript has 3 exons.
GUUGUCGUCGGUCCUUAGAGGCAGCUCUAUACAUACAUGCGGUGCACAUAAAGCACAUAAAGCACAUAACGCAUGGCAUUUCUACCUACAUUAUAGAUCUAGAUCUCCCUCUAGCUCUGUUCUCUCACUCCACACAUAACAAUUUCAUACUAAAUAUCAUACUAUUCCUAUGGUAGAGUAGGUAGAGUAGUAGUAGCAAAGUAGAAGUAGCAUAGAUCACUCUAGAGUUAUGUACGCAUCUACGCAUCUACUCAUCUAACGCAUCUACGCAUCUACGCAUCUACGCCGCACUGCAGACCUGCACUACUGGCUAUUAAACCGCCGUUACUUCUACGGCUACCUAGACAGCCCACCCUCCACAUGUACUCAGUACUUGCCUCACCUGCCUCCUUCUGACCUUUACCUUACUGACCUAACAAACUAAACUAACUAACUAACCAACCCCUACACCCCGGAACAGGCCCAGACAACCUAGACGACCCAGACGACAGAACAGUCCACCCACCAUUCGACCACUCGACCCAUUCCAAAGUGGAGAAAGUCUUCUACUUUACCUCCCCUUCCAUCUUUCCACCCUCCCCAAAACCCGCACACCUAUCGUCCAUCAUUUGCAAAACAUCAUCUUUCAUACUUACUCUUACUUACUCACAUACAUAUACACACACAUACAUACCCUUUGCGCGCCAUCUUCUCUGCUCGACAUUCAAUCUGUCUGUCCAAAUUCCCUUACACAUCUCGCUCUCUGCCUCUCGUCGCAUCAAUCGCCACCCGCCGUCACAAAGCUUAGGCUCCAUCCCCACAAAGCUCUCGCGUGUCGCCUUUCAAAAGCUCAUUGCCACAAACAAUCGAUCCGCCACAACAUAUCCUGUGUCGCCUUGACCUUACAAUACCCUGAGAGAGUCUACUCUGACACUUUCAACCCCAUACCUCACAUACACCGACUGCCAUUAUUGCGACGGGAUAUAACUCCCUAGGCUAGGCUGUCGCGUCCUCUCUCUCCAGACGACAAUGGGCAAUGAAUAGUUGAGGCGAAUUCAGCCUUCUUUAUCCUCUCAGGAGGCCUGGAACAUUUCAUUUGGGUUAUUAGAAUAGGAGAAUCUAGACUUUGAAAGGAUCGCGAUCUGCAUUGGCGGAGGAAAUAUAUCACUCCUCGACUGUACAACAUAUUAAUACGACAUGAACUCUGGAGCGAAAACCCGGCCGGCGGGCAAAUCUAACCAGUCAUCCUCAUCCUACCCCACCACAAUGUCAGCAAGCAACCCCUCCAUUUUGCUCGACAAACUCAACGGGAGACGAUCCACCCCUGACUCUGAGGCUCUGGCCAGCUCGGACGAUGAGGGUGACAACCAGCAGCGGCAGGAGAGUACCAUGCCGACAGCACCGCCUCAUAAGCCUGUUCGUCGCGCCUCUUGGCUGAAUGAUACAACCCAGCCUUUGAGCCAGCCUCGCAAGGGUUCUUUCGCAAGCAGCACAAUGUCACCAACAACCUCACAUCCCACCACUCCAUCUACCGAGACAGGCGCAUGGGGUGCGCAUACGUCCACAUCAUCCGCUACAGCUGCUGGCCGCGUCCCUCCUGGAUCUACAUCAUUUCCCUGGGGAUCUGGGAUCUGGAAUACUGAAACCAGAAAAGACGCACCCCAUAGGUUGUCAGAGGUCCUUCCGUCACCAACCAGCCUGACAGGCGGAUUCGCCAAUAAUGGCCUCUUCAACACAGACAGCAGUAAUUCUCAGGGCCUCGCUGCAUCUCGUGAUGCGCCUGCAGAGACAACAAUACCUUUCGCAAUUCCUCUUCAUCCAACCCCGAAGACAUAUCGCUCCCAGUCCUACUCUGUCGGGCAACUCGACUCCGAGAGCAAUGUUCCUGGUGCGGGCAUUCUGCCAGGCCCUGGCUUCAACGGCCGUGGCCGCGGAAUGCACCAUUCAGGGUUACAGCACCGACCAUCAAGGCCCAGCAUGCUAAGUGAGGUGUCAGGUGACGGAACUGGGCUUGGAAAGCUUAAGGAAGUUGAUGACGACGACCUGGAAGAGUUUGACAACAAUAUGGCCCAUGGUUCGCAGCUACAGGACCAGGCCAAGGUGCUCGAGGCACUGGCGCGAGAGAAUGCAAUGCUCCGUAAGCAGAACUAUCAUAACUCAAGGCUUAGGCCGAGAGCUGCUACCAGCACAUCCCUUGCUCCCUUCCAGCCUGGGUAUACAUACGGGUUGCAAGAUACAUUGCCGGAAGAAUCCGACUAUGCCAUCGAUGAGAUGGAUGAGAUGGGCGAGCUUCAAGACAUCGGAAAUAAAUCGAUGCUUGCACGCCGACUGAGCGAAUAUAGCGAGGGUCAACUAGGAAGAGGAGGAUAUGGCGCAGCUGAGAACCGAAAACUUGAGAACGUGAAAAAGGCGAUUUGGCAGAGCUCAUUGGGGUUUGGCGGAUUAUCAGACAUCUCUCAAAGUCGCAGACACUCGUUUGCUGACGUCCCGACCCGCCAUGCUUCUGUAGGCUCUGUUGGUGAGCAGAUGCCAGGCCGUGAAAAUGGCCAUCAAGAGCAAAUCUUGCCUCAAGAUGUGCAGUCACGCUAUGCUGACUCCACUGAUUAUACGAUUAAUGAUCAUGCAGUAUCAUAUUUCGGCGGCGCACCCGUCCAAGCAAGAAAUACCGAGGCAUAUGGAUUACCGCCCUAUCAACAAGCCUCUGCCUAUCAACCUUACCCUGCUGCCCCAGCCUAUGGCAGUGUGCAACCGACCUCUCCUCAUCGCAACAUCUACAGUGUACCCCAGCCACGACAGAAUCAACUUCUCUAUAUCGUGCUCUUCAAGUGCUCAAGAGCCGACGUUUUCUACGUCCAGGAAGGAACUGGGCUCUCUGUCAAACCCGGUGACCUUGUGAUUGUAGAGGCGGAUCGUGGAACUGAUCUAGGCACGGUAGCCCAAGACAAUGUUGACUGGGCCACAGCGAAAGAAUUAAAAGAGCAUUACGCUGAAGAGCACUACAAGUGGCUGAUGAUGUACUCGCAAGGUGCAGUUGGCACUGCCGAUGGAACAGGCGCGGGUUUGAUGGCCGCCUCAAAUGGACUUCAGGGAAGUGCCGUUGGUGGGAUGGGUCCUCCCACUCAACAUGGAAUGCAAGAGCCAAAUCCUGGAGAACUAAAGCCAAAAAUCAUCAAGCGUUUGGCGCAGAACCAUGAAAUACAGGCUCUCCGGGACAAGGAAGGAAAUGAAGCCAAGGCAAAGAGAGUUUGCAUGCAGAAAGUAAAGGAGCACGGCCUCCACAUGGAAAUCCUUGAUGCCGAAUUUCAGAUGGAUUGGAAAAAGCUCACUUUCUAUUACUUUGCGGAUGCUUAUAUCAACUUCAACUCCCUGGUUACAGAUUUGUUCAAGGUCUACAAGACCAGAAUCUGGAUGUCUGCCAUAAAUCCGGCGUCAUUUGCUAGCCCAAGCCUGGGACUUCAAGCCCCUAGCGGAGUCGGCCCAGGUGCAGUUGGCGCGAACAGACAAACCCAGGUGGAGAGAAGACCACAGCAGCCACCCCAGCAAGAGCAGCCCAAUUUCAAUGCCUUGAACCAAGGUGCUCGAGGAUACAAGCCCGGGGCUGCUAAUGCUUUUCAGCCCACACUUGAUAAGCCCAGCGUGUCCCCAACGUCGUUCCAGCAGCCGUUCACUUACGGCCAUUCAGCAUUCACCCCAGCUCCACGUAACGGACCAGGCAACUAUGGCCCGAAUAUGAUGCAGCAGAUGGAGUCGUUUUCUCAAUUCCAAACUGCAGCAGAUUAUCACGGCGCGCCUGAUCGCUUCCUACCAUCCCAUACAACUGGUAAUGGCCAAGAUCCUGGCGAUUUUAGCCGACCAGGGGGUGACAACGAGGGCUGGAUGAAUUCAUUUCAAGGACUGUCGCUCAACAGCCGUUGAUUGACCAGUUUUAUUCGCGUUAGUUCGAUAUACAUUUCCUACUUGCCUCCUCGUUGGAGGCCACUGCGAUUCUUUGCUUUAAUACGAUACACCAUAAAGCCGCAACUCUGACGGUGAGGGUUUCGGGUGUUUCUUUGGUCGCUCAUUUCAAGCACCUUCUUUACCGGUAUACCACACACAGAAAUGGGAAGUUGGGGCCGAUUAACGACUGAUGAAGGGAGAUCGCUAGGGAGGUUAUAGAUAGAUUUGCAAUUGGGGGUGUCGUUUUUUUACCGUAAACAGAGUUGGGUAAACAGAGGCUUUCGUGCUGGGCUCAAAAGGGGUAUCUGCAUGGAGUUUCAAUUGUCUGCCUUUUUGAUAAAUUUGGGCAAUUUGAUGGCGGGAUUUGCGUUUAGUGGGUUGACUAGUUACACACUAUGAUAUGAAUGGAUAUUCUAGACUGCUACUCUACUCUUUUUCCAUCGCUGAUCUAGGCAAGCCUUGGCACAGGUGCUCUUCACAGUGAGAAUUUGCUUCCCAAUUGCCUGUAGUUUCUUGGGG